This is a messenger RNA of Bursaphelenchus okinawaensis, 12457 nucleotides long. NCBI's taxonomy places the organism in Eukaryota, Metazoa, Nematoda, Chromadorea, Rhabditida, Aphelenchoididae. The record is from the annotation of a GenBank genome assembly.
AUGUUGAAUCCGGCUGACAAUCAAAGCGCACUGAACACCGAAUUCUUGGCUCAACUUUUUGCACAGAACGGCGACAUGAAUCAGUUGUUGAUGCAGUUGAAGAACAUUAAUCAAAGUAGGUUUGUUUUUUAUGGUUUAUGGGAUUACAUUCUUUGCAGACCCUAUCCGAAAAAUGGGUUACCUUUUGGUCAAUAUACUUUUAUUUAAUAUUAAUCAUUUCUAGAUCAACAAUAAUGCAAUUGACGACUAUAUUUUGUCAUACAUGACUUUACAUCUACUACAAGAUAACUUGUGUUUGAUUCUCAUCAAUUUCAUACGGGACAUUGUUUAUGGAACUGUUUUUUCAUAAAUUAGAUUGGUUUUUUAGCUAUUGUUGAAUAAAUAAUUGUUAAUAACGGUAAUUACUGUAUUUAUGAUGGUUUUUGUUAAUAUACUAUGGUUAACUACCAUUUAUAUAUACUUAACUUUUAUUUUUUUGAAUCUUUUUUAUAUGUAGUAAGAUUUUUUACGUUGUUAUAUGAAAAUGACAUUUUUAUUGAUAGAUAACACUUUUUUAAUAUAUUUUUUAAAUAAUUUGUACUAAACUUUGUAUUUUACCUUUACUUUCAGAUAUUUUUCGCACAAAAUGGAGUGAAAUUCAACGCCAACGUUUCAAUCACACAGUAAAUUUUUGUCCUCCAACUGACAAAAAUUGUUAUUUGUUAGAAUAAUAGUGACAUUUCUACAGAGUAUUUUCGAAUCAUGCUCAAUUAUUUGUUAUGUACAUACACAGUGAUACUGGUGGUUCUACUAAAUGGAGUCUUCGUGAGGUCAGAUGGAGAAGAUGCUGAGAUUUUGAAUCACAAAGAGGACUUGAAGUGAGUUUAUUGUUAUAUUAGUGAGUUUAGUGCUCCCUUUCUGUCCAGGGCUGUAAAUUUAGAAUUUUUGGAAAUUAGGCUAGGGGAGGUUCCUUUGCAGAACUAGUUGGUAUGGUAACAAAAGGGGUAUCUUAACCUAGUAGAAUUACUGCUGAAUCGUAAGAUAACAACGAAUAUAGGAUCCGCGAGAACGUACUCUAUAAACGUUAUAGCCAGAACAGUUACGGCCUAAGUUUUAGGUUAAUGCCAGGAAAAAGUUUAAAACACUUUAGUUCUAGGUUACUUUAACUUGUCAAACAUAAUAUUUUCAAUUCCAGCUAGUUGUGUAUUAUCAUAUAUUUUACUUCUAUUCUUAAAAAUUGUCCAAUGUGAUUUCUAUUUUUUACAUUUAUUGCUAAUUUACAUUUUUACAAUAUUAAUAUAUAUUACAAGUAAAAGUAAUGUAUGCAGCCGUUAAUAUAGGCUCUCAUUAUUGGCUUGGACGGCUCUGGCUCUACACGGCAUUGAGAUGCUUGGGCCUCGGGCAUGUACUGGUACUGGGUAUCUUGAGGGUAUCGCUGGGCAAGCUGGUAGUAGGCUUUCUGAGAGUAUUGCUGGGCUGGCUGAUAGUAGACGGGUGGCGGGCUGUAGCUAGCCAUUUGGUUUUGUUGAGCUGGCUCGUACUGGGGCUCUAGUGGCUCCUCAAAUCGCUCGGCUACUUUUCUGCGCACUUCUUUUUCUAGGAAUGGGUCAGCCCAAACUCCAUCGGGCAAGAUGCUCAUGGACGGUGGGGUAUUGAUCUUGGCCUCGGUCUCGAUCAUGACCUUAUCGAAUGGGUUGCAGAAGAUCAUUUUGAUUGUUAGAUUGAUUGCUGAAAUUUAAGAUAUUAAGUUAAGGUUAAUGUGAAGUUUUAUAAGGUAGUACUGAUAAAGUGUAUGUUCCUCGCCUCUUUUUAUAGUGUCAAGUUUAUGUGCCAUAUACGAUAAAAAAGAUAUCUUACGUUCUCUUAAAUCUUUACGAUAUGUAAAUUUAUUGCCAAUUCGGCGAUAAUACGUUCAAGUUUAAACGUAUUUUUCCUCGGGGUGUUGAUUAAACUACGGUUUUUGGCUUUUGCCGCCGCUGGCAGGUGAUGCAAUUCAUCUUUUUUUCUUGUUAAUGUUUGAUCUUUUUGAUAAGAGUACUGUAGUUUUUAUAUUGAACAUGAUUUUUGGAAUUUUGCGUUAGAAAUGAGGACUUGAUGACAUUUUUUAUUAGAAAUUAGGAUUUUAUGACAUUUUUCAUUAAAAAUGAGGAUUUUGUGACAUUUUUCAUCAGAAAUGAUUGUUUUGUGACAUUUUUCACUAGAAAUUAGGAUUUUAUGACAUUUUUCAUUAGAAACGAGGAUUAUACUGUACUCAUCUUUAACAUUUUCAGAAAUCAAGCCAAAGAGAUGUUCAUGCAUGCCUACACCGCAUACAAAACCCACGCCUUCAUGGCCGAUGAAAUUAUGCCAAUCUCGUGUAAACCUAGAAUCAGAGGUAAAACAAGGUCGAGAGGAGAUGUGGACGACUCUUUGGGCAAUUUUUCAUUAACUCUGGUUGAUUCCUUGGACACAUUGGCCGUUUUGAAUGAGCUGGACGAGUUUGAAGAGGCAGCGGCAGCUAUAAUCAGAGAUGUCAGGUUUGACAGUGAUUGGACGAUUUCGGUGUUUGAAACUAAUAUCAGAAUGGUCGGAGGAUUGAUUUCUGGUAGGUUGUUUGUAUGGUUUCUUCGAUUUUAGGUUUGUUGAUGUUGUAGUAGGCACUUUGUAUCAAAAAAUAUGAAAAUAUGGGGGUUUCUUGCUUAAUAUAGCAAGUAAUGCCUAUUUUUCCGUUUUUAUGUUAUUUUCGUUGACUUUAAUGCCAUUUCCUUUGAUAACUAUAGUUUUUCUGUCGCUUAUAACAUAAAUAUUUUAAUUUUCAUCAAUAAUCUCAACUUUCAGGCCAUUUAAUGUCAAAAAUCAUCCAAGACAAAGACCCAAAAAGGAUGUUGUGGUACUCAGACCAGCUUCUAAAAAUGGCAGCAGACCUUGCCGACCGCCUCUUGCCAGCUUUCAACUCGACCAGUGGAGUGCCAUACUCAAAAAUCAACCUAAAACGAGGCUUAAGUCCAGAACUGAAGCACCAAAGUGACACGUGCACGGCUUGUGCUGGUACUAUAAUAUUGGAAUGGGCUGCUUUGUCUAGACUGACUGGUAAUCCAAUUUACGAACAAAAAAGCCGAAAAGCUAUGGAUUUCCUUUGGAAUCAACGAAAUCACGGCUCAAACCUUAUGGGCACGGUGCUGAACGUGCACUCUGGAGACUGGAUUCGAAGAGAUGCUGGCAUUGGUGCAGGCAUCGACUCGUACUACGAAUAUACGUUGAAGGCCUAUAUCUUAUUGGGAGAAGAGGACUACCUUCAUAGGUUCAAUACUCAUUAUGAAAGUGUGAUGAAGUACCUGAACAGAGGUCCAUUGUUUGUCGAUGUUCAUAUGCACAGACCGACAAUAGCGGCAAGAUCGUAUAUGGAUGCAUUGCUGGCGUUCUGGCCCGGAGUUCAGGUCUUGAAAGGCGAUUUGAAGGGAGCAAUUGAGAUGCAUGAGAUGUUGUACCAGGUUAUUCGGGUAAGGAGUUGGUUGUUUUGUUAAAAUGAGGGUUUUUAGUUGAAUUUUUUUUUAUUAAAGUGAAUGUUUUUAUAUGGUACACGAGUUUUUAUGUUAAGAUUUUAAGAAUAUAUGGACUUUAAAAGGCUUGAUUUUAAUUUACAAGUUUUUAAAAUGUCUUGAAAUACAGUUUUUUAAAAAUACCACUGAAAAGUUAAAGGAAUUAUAUUUUUUAUAGCUCUAAAAUAAAAAAAAUAUAAAAUCUGAACUAAAAACAUGUCAUUAAAAAAUUUUUUGAGUUUUAAAAUUUUAAAGUUUUUAAAUUUUAUAAUUUCACCGAUUUUUCAAUCGAAAAUCUUAUUUCGCACCCUUUUCGCACUGCAAAUCGCUCGAAAAAUAGCAAAACGAAGAAAUAAGGAGAGAAGACGAGCGUGCUUUUAUAGCUCAGUGGGUCGGCGACUCGCUUCGUCUUCAAAACGAAGCGGGUUCGACUCCCACUGCCGAUGAUGACAGUUAUUCCGCCCCAGGCAUAAAUGCAUUUGAUGAUUGGUCAAAUGCUGAGGCUUUUACUUUUGGUUUGAGCUAUAUUAAUGUUAAUUUUAGAUGGCAGUUGAUAAAUAAUGGGUUUUUUGUACAUUUUAGGGAGAAAAGUUGAAGGUUUUUGGAAAAAAUUAGGGGUUUUGUAAAGAAAAAUGACUGGAAAGCGGGGGUUGGCGUGGAUAAUAUUGCUGUUUAUUGCAUUAUUAGAGAAGGAAGAUAACAAAAUGGCAUUUUAUAUUUCAAAAUAUGAUUGUGUUUUUGUAAAACACGAAUUCUGCACGUCUUGUUACAUAUUGAUUGGUAUUUUUUAGAAACAUAAAUUCUUGCCAGAAGCCUUUACUCAUGACCUUCAAAUCUACUGGGCUCAACACCCCUUAAGGCCAGAGUUUCUGGAAUCUACAUACUUAUUGUACAGAGCAACAAAAGACCCUCACUACCUAGAAGUGGCGAAAAGUGUGAUGGACUCGAUGAACCAACAUGUCAGAGUAAAAUGCGGGUUUUCGGCGCUGAAAGAUGUCAGAUCGAUGGAGUUGUUGGACGAAAUGGAAAGUUUUGUUCUGGCAGAGACUUUUAAGUAUCUUUAUAUGAUCUUUGCCGAACCGGGUGAUCUACUUUUUGAUCCGGAUAACUAUGUUUUGACCACGGAAGCACACUUUUUACCUCUGGCUAUUGGGGAAACAAGGUAAGAAAUUUGGGUUAGAAAAGGUGGAUUUUUAUGAGUUUAUGAAAUGGGGAAGGUAAAAUUUGGAAUUUUAAUGAGAUUUUUUAUAUUUAAAAAUUUUUUUUUGACAUUUAAAAUUUUUUUGAAAUUUCGAAAUUUUAAAAAAUGUUUUGAUUUUUGAUGUUUCUUGAAAUGGCUUUUUUCUAAAUUUAUGACAUUUUUUAUUCUUUUUUGUUACUCUUACGUUUAGAACUAAUUUUUAAAACUAAAAACCCAAAAAUGUCAUUCCAGAUCCAUCGACUCACUGCCAAGAAGAAUGUUGAUCGAUCCAGACGAAGUGAUUGGAGAUGACACUUCUAAAAAGUAUCAAAGUGCAUGCCCCAACUUUGCCAGUGAAUUCAGGACGGCCGAUGAGCUCUCGCUUUAUGGAAAGACGCUAAGAACGAAUGUGAAGAAAUUGUUGAGCGAAGUGACAAAUCUAGGAUCACUGUCAUCAUUAAUGUCUGGCAAUAACCUGUACUCGUCUUUGAGUGAGGAGGAAAUUCAGAAGAAAGCGUGGGUUUUUUGAUUUCAAAGAAAAAAAUGAUUUUUUUUAGAUUUUUUUAAAUGAAAUUUUUAAUUUUUAAACAUUUGUUUUUUUAAAACUUGAAAUUUUAAAUUUUUAAAAUUUAAAACCAACAAUUUUAGUGGAGACCGCCUUCGAGCCUGGGCCUUCAGCACCACCAAUGCCGAUCACCUAGCUCAAUUGAAACGAAUGGGAAUUCAAAUUCAAGUCUUGCCGGACGGGAAGAUGCAGCUGAGUCAUACUGCUCAAGAUGUAAGUUCAAACUUUAUAUUUUGGAAAAAUUGUUUCAUAUUGAGCUUUCCAUGGGUUUGUUUAUGGUAAAAUACGGAUUUGGACAAUUGAUAGUCUUUGAUAGUAAUUUAUUAGUCAUCGGGUUUGGAUUUGAAAAAAUGACAAAAUGGACAAUUUAAAAUUAAGAUUAGACUGGGACUACGGUAGGAUAAGAUAUGGCAGAGUAAAGAAGGUUAAGGCAUUUUAGGGUAGAGUAAAAUAAGGUAGUGCAAUUUGAGUUAGUUCAGUGUUUGGAAGGGUAUGAUAAAACACGUCAGGAUAAGGUAGGAUAAAAGUGAAUUUUAAAAAAAUAUUUUGAGCUAUUUUACACUGAUAAAUAAGGCACAUUUGGCAAAAAAUAUUUUUUUAUUUGAGAGGUGGGGUGGUAAAUCGUAUCGAUAUUACUUUGUGUUGCCCUUGCUUCUUAAGUGAGUUAAACGAUUUUUUGACGAAUAUAACUUUUACUGUGUACUUUUUCUUUUUAUAUUGAUUAUUUGUAACUACAUUUUGUCAGCGGUGGACUUUAAAUUUUAUUUUUUAAAUUUAAAAAAAUAAAAUUAUUUUCAAAAAUAGUAAAUUUCAAAGCCGAUUUUAAUGAUAAGCACGCUUUUUUGUUCCGCACCAAACUAAAAUGGGUUCUAAUUUCAGAAGAAGUCCGCCGCUGACAUUGUUUCGUGGCAGUCGAUUAUGGAUUACCGCGCGGUUUUCGGCGUCGCCACCUUUUGGGACCUCCAAAACGACCCCAUCUUUGUUCAAUCCAAACAAGCAUUGGCCUCAAUGUCUGUGGUCUUGCUGCUAAUAUUGAUCACUUGGGUCUCACUAGUCUUGGGAGGGUGUUGUAUUAUGAUUGUCACCAUGAUUCUAACUAAACUGAGGCAUAUUGGAGGGAAAAGCGGAGCUAAAGAGGUAGAUGAUGAAGAGAACGAGGAGUUUGAGGGAGAGAAUGUUGAGAUUGAUUGGAGAGACAGAGAGAAAUUGAGAGAGAACAGAGAAAACGAUGGUUUUGGAGGCAAAAACAGCGAUUUUGGAGCGAAAAAUAAAGGAAAAGCAAGGGAAACAAGAGAAAAAGAGAGAAAUAGUAAAAGAAAAGGAGAUAGGAUAGAGGGUAGGACCAUCAGUGAGAGUACCAAUAGCACUAUUUUAUCAGAAGAUGGUGUUACUACGAGUUAUUUUAAAGACAGUACUACAAAAGCCAAUGAUAACAUAAGUAAGGGCGGUAAUAAAUGGAAAAUUGAUAGUUUAGGUAACAACACAAGCAAAAAUGACAAAAGUAAAGCCUGGGGAAGUGAAAAAGGUAAUAUAAAAGGUGGAGAAGACAGAGAUAGAGAUGAAUAUAAAGGAGAAUGGCUACUAAACAGGCCUAGAAGAGUAAGAAAAAGACAAAUUUUAGGCCACAGGGACUAAAGUUAACCAAAUUUUUUAAAGAAAAAUUUUUUAAAAAAUGCCAUUUUAAUGUAUGGUAAAGAAUACGAGGUUAUUCUUCAUGAUAUAGACACAAAAGAAGAUAUAUAAAUUGGUUUUUGAUUAGAUAUACGAAUGAUAUGGCUUUGUACAUAAAGUAAACGGGUAGUUUUGACAGUUCAAAACAAGUUGACGGGCUUAAUUUAAAGUAAAAUACGAAGUUAAUUAAAGUGAUUCGACAAUGAAUAUUAUACAAAGUCUUUAAAUCUUACUAUAGUAUAGUCUUCCUGUACCUUUAGAUCAUUUUUUUUAUUUUAAGGGUAUUUUUAGAUCUUAUUUUUCUAUUUUAAGGUGCAUUUAGGUCACCUUUUUCCAUUUUUGGGGUACUUUUGCACUUUUUUUCUAUUUUCAAGAUAUUUAUAGAUCAUCUUUUUCUAUGUCUUCUAUUUUCAAGGUACUUUUAUAUCAUCUUAUUCUAUUUUUGAUGAUUCUAUUAUAUUUUUUUUGUCUAACCUUGUUUUUUUAACGUUUUGGGUCUUUUAUGAUAAGUAUAGGGUUAUUUACUAUAGGUAAAAAAACAGUUCACUUGAUGUUCUAUACUUUUUUUCUACUAAAUAUUGUUAUAUAGGUUAUAAAAUACAACGAGAAAAAGUUUAUUUCUUGUACAUAUCAUCUACAAAUAUGUGGUUGUAUUCAGUUUUUACAACGUUUUUUAGUAUUAUUUCGUUAUAAAACAUGUUUUUGUUUUCUUUUUAAAAAAUAUGGAUUUAUACUUGUUAAAGGUCUAUUUCACUUUACUUCGAUUUAAACACUUGAUUUUUGAAAAUAAAUUUAUUUUAAAAUCUUUACAAGAGAAAUAUACAGUGGAACUCCUGUAUAACGAACUCCUCUAUAACAAACUCCCGUAUAACGAACAACUUUUGAAUCCCCGUCUAACACUACACAGUGCAUUUAAAACUUCUGUAUAACGAAACCUCUUACUAAGGAACAAAUUUCAUGUUCCCGAGCGAUUCGUUAUACAGGAGUUUCACUGUAAAUGCGUUGUGGGAGCUGAACACAAAAAAGUUUAAUCUUAAGAUAUAAAAAUGGGUUCAAGCUUGGCAAUUUUUUGACAUUUUAAAAUUUUUUAACUGAAAAUUAGAAGAAUGAUAACAAUAUGUUUCAAAAAAAUUGUUUUUAGGCGGAUGAUGCAGCUUCAGCUGUUGAAGGCGUGGAAUUCAUUCAAGAAAUGAUUGAAUUCUCGAAACAAAUGGAAAAACAUGGUGAGUUAAAGUCCAUUUUGAUCGUUUUCCAAAGGUUAUAGUUGGUGUGAUGGACUCAACGUGUAUGUCUCAUAUGUAAAACUUGUUUAUCUUUUAGUGUUUUGUUGUAAAAUACGCUUUGUAGAUCGCCCACUUUGUAAAAUGGCAUUUUUUAGUCAAAAAGGGGCGUUUUGUAAUGUAAAUUUUAAGAAAAACUUGAAAAAAGUGCAGUUUUGUUACCUAAAGAGCUGCCUAUAUACUUAUUUUUUUUAUUUUUUGUAAAGGUGGAUCUACCUUUAUUUACUAUCUUUCCUCCCCCCCCUUUUCUUUCUCUCUAGCAACGUUUUUGUUCUAAUAUACCUUUAGAUAGGUAUAAACAUUAUUUUUUAGUUCCUAUAAGGAUAGAACCUCUAGUUCAACUGAUUUCCGACCCAAUAUUCGGUCGAGAAGCGUUCAAAGCAUCGUCAGCUCAAUUUGGCACUAAUUUGGAAGAGGAAGAUGUAAUUUGCUUUUAAUUGUAUUUACAGUAGACGGUAAUGUUAAAGGGUAAAAUACGACUUGAGCCGGAUCGUGCAGGUUUGAUGGCUAAGUUUAAGUCACGGCCUCAUGGGCCGAGUUUAGGUCCCGCAACGAAACCUUUUAUUUGUUUUAAUUUGUUUAAAACUAAAUUUAAAAUGACAUUUUUAGGAACAAAAUGAAUUUUUUAGAUAUAAAAUGACAUUUUUAGGUAAUAGCAGAAGUGGUAUUCGCCGAGCCGAACCUAGCAUGCACUUCUUUAACUAAUAUUGAAGAAUUACAAGGUAAAAUAGCAGUGGUACGCAGAGGAGAAUGCAUGUUCCAAGAGAAAGCACGGCACGCUCAGGACGCUGGUGCUGUCGGCGUUAUUGUUAUUGGUAUGUUAAUCUUAAGUUAGUGUUAGUGUAGAAUGAAGAUCUAUUUUUAGAUGUUGGUUAAUAUUUUUUAAAUUUAAAUAUAUUAUUCUAGAUAAUCAGCGCGGAACAUCGGCGGACAAGUCACCUCAAUUCGCAAUGAGUGCUGAUGACAAACGAACAGAUGACAUUAAGAUCCCAUCCAUCUUCUUAUUUGACUACGAAUCCCAGAAACUAAUGAACAGAAUGAGAGCCGAGCCAAGACUUUUGGUUCGAAUGAGCACCGAACUUCUGAAUCCACGCUUCUUGUUCACAGAAUUUUUGAAAGGAAAUUGUUGUAAGAGGUCACCGUUGGUCGUACAGGUGGGUGGAUUAAUUUAUUAGGGAGCGUAGGUUAUAAAAAGUAGCAAAAGGGUUGGUUCUGAAGGGAGGAUUAGGUCGGGGAUGAUGGUAGGGUAGAUUAGGUGGGGGGGCUGAGGGUGGAAUAGGAGAAAAAAGGCAUUACUGUAGGUUUUGAAGGGAAGGCUGGGGUAUGGAAGGGAAUGAGGGUAAGUAGAGUAGAAACGGGGCUGAAGGCUGGGUAAAUUCUAUUUUAAAGAAUUGAAAAUCCAAAUUCUCUCGUUUAUAGAGUUUAAUUAAGUAAUAACCAUAUAAUAAACCCAAAUAAUAAAAAUAAAAGAACGGACCGUUGAAGUAUAAAUAUACACUUGGCGCUGCUUAGGCAGUGUUCACAAAAUCGGCAAAUGCAAAUUAGUUAUGAGUAACAGAAGACGGGUUUGUUCACAGGUAUCCGUGGCACUCCCCCCAAAAACAAUAUACACUGAGAAUUGGUGACACUGCCACCCAAAAGCCAACUUCGUCUCGACAAUGUCGAUAGCACUGCCGGCCAGACAACAAUAACUCAAUUUUUUGGCACAGACUAAACUUUAAUUAUUUUAUCACUCGAGUCUUGUAAAACAAUUUUUAUAUGGUAAAUUUCUGAUGCAAAGGUGCGAGCUACGCCUUGCAAAAAGCCAAUAUUCGAAAUUAUUUCUCGUUACCCGAUUGUAAUUGCAAUUUGUUAAUAAGGGCUUCUGUAAUAAAGCUCCGCAUGGACCCGCGGUCUAAUAUGGCGUGCGUUUGUACUACAAUAUCUAAACCAUCUGGGACAACCGGAGCUGUAAAUGGGACGUGUUUGCAAUAUUCAUAAAAGUUGUAAACGGCUUAGGCUUCCCUACUGUUGUAUAUGUUUUCUCAAUGCCUUCGGAAUUUGCUUGCAUAUGUUUUUGAAAGGAAAAAGGUGUUUUUUUGAUUACUCAACGGAAUAGCAUUUGAGUUAGACAAUGGUACGUUUUUCGGAGGGGGCUUCUCCGCAGAUCUUAAAGGGCACAACGCGAGGUGGUGGCUUGCGAAACAGUCACGGCACUUUAUGUCUACCGUACAUUCGUUAUUCAAAUGCUCGUAUCGGCAACAUUUCGAAAAUGCAUUCAUUUGACUCAACCUCCUUUUUCUGUCUUCAACAGGGAAAGGUAUGACGAUGAAUAAUGCGAUUGCUUACAAAAUAAACAAAGGUACCCCGAUUUAUGUAAAUUAGCUGUAUUGUCUAAGCGCUUGUGACUCAACGAUUAUGUUACUGCAAGAUUACUAAACGUUCCCAAUUUUGAAUAAAAGACCUAUAAUUGGUUCCGUUGAAAGUAGGGAGUGUGAUAUUGGGUAGGUAGCUAAGAAUGCUAGUGCGUGUUUGUUCAGAAGUUUUAGGCUGUGCAGUUAAUUCAUUUUUACUUAAAAAAACCGACCUCUUUUUGACCUUCCUUUGGUUCUUCCAACUUCUGUGCUUUUGAUCGAGGAGCCGGCGCUGGUCUAUCCCUCAAAGUUGGCGUUAACGGUCUUGGCAUUUCCAGUUGGUCUUCCAAAUUCUGUUCCGCUAGUUUUUCGUCCCGCAAAAGCAAAAUGUCGAGUUGCUUUACCAACGCUUUGGCUUGCUUAUAAGUAGCUUUGGCGUUGUUCAGUAAUUCUUCAUGUCUUCCGUACUUCUCGUAGUAUAUAUUAUAGGCAUACUUUUUUCUUAAACUUGUGAGCCCGUACAACCAAGCUCCAUUCAUGGUCGAGGUCUAUAAUCGAUUGGUACCUUUGUAGCAAUUUGUCAUCCAAGGUAGAUACGUCGUUUCCCAAUGACUAUAGUUCGUCGUAUUCAGCUGAAUUUAGCGGCGUUGGUUGAUCCCGAAGGCGGGUUCUCGCCUUAAUGGGAUCAAUUCUUCCAACGCUUUGCUCAAUCGACCUUUUUCUUCGCCGAGUUCUCGUCGAAGUUGACUAUUAUCAGCCGUAGCCGUGAUCGCCAUAUAAAGAAUUGAAAAACCAAAUUCUCUGGUUUAUAAAGUUUAUUUUUAAUCUUAAAAAACUUAAAAGUAGUAACCAUAUACUAAACCCAAAUAAUAAAAAUAAAAGCACGGACUAACCGUCCGUUCAGUUAUAAAGACACACUACUGGCGCUGCUAAGGCAGCGUUCCCAAAAUCGGCAAAUGCAAAUUAGUUAUGAGUAACAGAAUACGGAUUUGUUUACCGGUAUCGGUGACAGAGGGGUAGGGUAGAGUAAGGAAGGGGCUGAGAGUUGGGUAGGUUUUAGGGUGAUUUGUUUAUGAGUUCAGAGAUUUGGCAAAUUGAAAAAUGCAGUUUUGUUGAUUCCGAAGGGACGAUUAGGCUAGGGAAGGAGCUGAAGGAGGGGCUGGGGGUUUAUUAGGGCAGGGUCGCUACAGAUUUUCUCUGGGAGAGGAGGAGCGAUAUCGAAAAAAAUUUUUCUUUUGUGCUUGUGGAUUUUUUUUUGGGUCGGAUAAAUUUUUUACUGCGUUAGGCUCAAAUAUGUUUAAAAUAGCUAAAUGUUAUGCUAGGUGGAUAAUUAAAUUGAAAUUUUUUAAUUUUACAAAAUUUCAGAAUAAAAUCUUGACAGUCGACUACAAAGCUGGGCUUUUAAGGGUUGAUUAUUGGUUUAAACAAUUGGAAGAUGAUGUGGAAAUGAAGGAAACGGAUGAGGAAGAGGUAAGUUUUUUAAUUUUUUGAUCUUUUUUAUUUUUUAGUUGAAAAAAUUAAAAUAAAUAUAGUAAAAACGAAAAAUUAUUGCUUAUUGUAGUCGUUUUGAAAAACAAUUUAAAAUUGACUAUUGUCACUUCUAAAUCAAUAUAAACCCAAAUAAAAUUACCUUCCAGAUCCUAGACGAACAGACCGAACUCUUCAAGCUAGCCACCAAAUUCCAAGAUAAGCCAGAUUCAAUAAGAUUCAAUGCGUUGUUAAGAAACAUUGGUCAUCAGAUUCUACACAAAAACAAAGAAAUCACGUUGGGCCAAGCCGAUAUCAGAAGCCUUAAACGACUGAUUAAGAGUGUGAAGCUACAAAAGAUUUCAAACAACGUUCUGAGGCUAAAGAACAGAACGUUGAGGACUGUGAUAUGUAAAGCUGAGGUUAAGAAUGGGCCAAUUUGCGAGGAAAUUUUUAAAAAUUGA